Anguilla rostrata (American eel) is the source of this 2761-nucleotide messenger RNA. RefSeq names its product epithelial stromal interaction 1 (gene epsti1). NCBI's taxonomy places the organism in Eukaryota, Metazoa, Chordata, Actinopteri, Anguilliformes, Anguillidae. The record is from RefSeq and is a predicted model, not a curated record. The transcript has 11 exons. The coding region runs from base 162 to 1274 and encodes 370 amino acids.
CUGAUAAGUGUCGGAACCAGGAAUGAUGUCACUUUAUUUGUAUAUAUUCCCGGCCAUGCAUAAUCAGCGAACGACGUCUCUGAGCUGACGGCUUCAGCAGAUUCCAGCGCACCACCGGGACGGUCACCACCGGAUUCCUGUUCACCUGUGGCUUCCACAAAAUGGAUCCGCAUAAGAAGUGGACACCAGAAGAACCGAAUACCCCGCCGAAUUUCUCAAACAGAAGAAUGAAUUCAGGGGCUGAUAAUAUGUAUGCGGAACAGGAACAUCCAGACAACCUGAACAAUCAAAAUACGACGGACAAUCAAAAUACGCAGUCAGAACAAAAUGACAGACAACCACAAUAUGCGGGUGCCUACACAGUGAUCCCUCCCAACGAGUCUCGUCGCAGCAAACUGCAGCGAAUGGCACAGCAGGAGGAGCAGGAUCUGCAGAGAUGGAAAGAGGAGCACCGUCCUGGCCCAAUCCAGCUGCCCCCGUCCCAGCUGGGUGGCUCUGUAUCACUGGAUGAGGCCAGAAAGAAGCAGUUUCUGCAGGCAAAGCAAUCUAAACUCCAGAAAAAGCUGAAACAGGAAGAAAUGGACAGAAUACGGAGGGAAGAGGAGGAAAAAAAGUACGAGCUCAUGAAGACUACGCAGCGUGAAAAGACUAUCAAACUAGAGCAGAAGAGUAAGGAAGAGGACAUGCGGAGAAGGUUCCAGUACGAACAGGAUCGCCAAGCGAAAACGGCGGAGUUUCUUCAAAGGGUCGGCGGAUCCAGCUUGGCUCCAGCGGCAACGAGCAGCGCUCCUCCUACGUCAUCCUGGGUGCGCGGGAGGGGGUACAGGGAGGCCCAGAGACAGGAGGAGAACGACCUUUUGCUGCAGAAGAGAGAGGAACAGAGGAGGAAGGGUGAACACCUAGAAGAGAAACAGAAAAGGCUGGAAGAGGAAAGGCAGAGGGAAACUAAAAUGGAACACCGACGGGUUAAUUCUGCUUUCCUGGACAGAAUUGAGGGCAGGGCCAGUUCAGCUUUGGAGGCGGAGCCUGCUCCCGCCACCCCUGAAGACUGCUGCGGCCUGCAGGUCCCCGGCCCAACCCUGGGGGCCACGCUGAGCUCGGGGGCCACACUGACCCCAGAUCUGGCAGACGGCACAGAGGAGGCCGGUAGCGAUCGUGACUGGGUGGUGAUGAAACUCAUCAAUGAAUUUCCCUUCUGUGAGCGAGACUUCCUGGAGGACAUUGUGGAUCAGUGCGAUGGAGACUACCAGCGGGCCUACAGCCUGCUCCAGUAGACCCCUCAGCUGAAGCUGUGCUCUGCUCCAGUAGACCCCUCAGCUUUAUUGGGAGUCUUUAUUGGGAUAGAUGCAGAUGGGUAGUUAUUAUAUGCAGUGUGUGGAAAUGGUGGCUGUGGGGUAGUGCUCUGCUGAUUAGAGUUUUAAUUGUAGUUUUGGUGAAACUUGAGCAAGAUCCAGCUUAAGUGUCAAUAACUUCAUAUGUAAACCCAAUCCAACCAGGAGAAGGGUUGGGAUUUUCAAGCUACCCCCCAACCCACACAAACUAAAUUAGCAUCACGACAUGCGGCUGCGACAUGCGAACAGAAAGCUAGAAUGUCCAACAUUUGUUAUGACAUCAUUAUGUUUUUUUACAUAGUUUAAUAAGGAGAUAAUAAUUAAACUGACAUUGAUCUUACCAAAUUUUCUCUUUGAGUAUUUUUUUUUUUGACGACUCAGAGCAGUAGGCGGUGCUUAGUGUUUUCACCUGCCUGUCUGCUGGAUGGACCAUUACAGGUGUGUUUUAGUGUAGUGGGUGAGGAGCUGGAGUUAACUCAGGUGUGUUUCUGUAGGAUUAAAUAUGUGGUGGGGUGCUGUUGUUUAACCAGGAACAGCGUGCUUAACACAAAACGCUGUGAAAUCUGUAGAAGGUGUAGUCGGCAGGACAGUCGACUCGAGCCCCCCCCCCCCCCCCCCCCCCCCACAGAACAGUGAGACAUUCCAAUCGGCUCACCUGUAAACCCACAGCCCGCAUUCAGAACUGCUGUACUCUGCGGGAUCUCUUAUAGAGCUAAAGUAAUGUUAGGGGGGAGUAAUUCCUCUGGCUUAACCCUAUUUAGUUUUUUUUUUCAAAGGGCUGUGACAGUGCCAGAGCAUUCUAUGAGCCCCUAUACCGUUCAGGAGAAAUCUCAAUGCCAAACACAGUGAAAUACAUCAGACUGCAUUAAUCUGCAGAAUAAAAGCAGCCUCAGUGGGUUUCACCUUAAUAGGGCCAGGCAACUCUGCAUUAGUGUAACUGAAGUUUCCAUUUGAAUAAAAAAACACUUUGGCUAAAAUGUUCAAACAUAAAUGCUAAAUCAUGGCUAGCAGGAGCGUGUUUUCACAUGCACUUUAAAAGUGAGGCAAAUGUUUUACUGCUGAAUUCAUCUUUCGGAAUUGAAAUUUCUGAAAUGAUUUUAAAAAUCACCAUUUUACUUACUACUUCACAUAAAAUUACAUAAAAUUGUAUCCAGUGUGACUGACAUGCUUUUACAUGUAAUCAAUUUAUACUGCUGGAUAUUUACUGAAGCAUUUCAGGCUAAGAGCUUUAUUUCUGCCAUCACAGUAUAAAUAUGCUGAUUUAUCAUAUAAUCACCUAUAACAUCCUAAAAAGUAACCUGUAAUAUUCACACCAGAAGACCAAUCGGUAUAAUUGCAACAAUUAUAAUAAUAAAAUACCAAUGCCUUUUCAAUACUUUAUUAAAAUGUGCAACAGGGAAAUAAUAAACAUUUCUGUUUAUAAUAUAUGA